Physeter macrocephalus (sperm whale) is the source of this 4921-nucleotide messenger RNA. RefSeq names its product cilia and flagella associated protein 69 (gene CFAP69). Lineage: Eukaryota; Metazoa; Chordata; Mammalia; Artiodactyla; Physeteridae. Gene Ontology annotation, cellular component: non-motile cilium; sperm midpiece. Gene Ontology annotation, biological process: olfactory behavior; response to odorant; positive regulation of flagellated sperm motility. The record is from RefSeq and is a predicted model, not a curated record. Bases 2227 to 4710 code for a protein of 827 amino acids. The transcript is spliced from 22 exons.
AACUCCUCGAAGAGACUGGCAAAGAUGAUUUAGAAGAAAAACAACUUAAAUCUGUCAAGAAAAUGGUGCAGUGUUAUCAGAAUGGACUUCAAAGUGAUACAGAACUCAGGACACUUCACUUGAUCACUUGAUUCCAGCAGCUGGUAUCUCAAAGGUAGUACAUUUUAUUGUAGUCUGAGAUUGCUGACCACAAGAGAUUAAACUGUAAGUAUGUUCAAAUGUUUUCUCAUAAUAAAUUGCUCUCAAGUGAAUGAUAAAUGUGAGAUAAAACAAAGAAAUAAUAUUUUUAGAGAAUCCUUGAGAAAAAUUAUGGACAAUACUUAAUAGUUUCUGCCUAGUUUUUUUUCUCUCUGUCUAAGAAAUUUGACUCUCAAAGACAUGAGAGUCAAAAUGUUUUAUUUGAUCUUCCAAAUUUGAAUAAAGAAUGAUUUAUCACCAAAUUAUUUUUGGCAUUUUUUUUCAAAAUGUAAAUUAGAGAUUAGAAUUAUAAAAUUUAUAUAUUCCAUCCUCUGUACUAUUUUUUCUUCAACCAUUUGGGGGAACUAGCCACAUAGUGGCUAAUCAAGAUGUAUAUUAGGGAUUCCCUGGUGGCGCAGUGGUUGAGAGUCCGCCUGCCGAUGCAGGGGACGUGGGUUCGUGCCCCGGUCCGGGAGGAUCCCAUAUGCUGCGGAGCGGCUGGGCCUGUGCGUCCGGAGCCUGUGCUCCACAGUGGGGGAGGCCACAGCAGUGAGGGGCCUGCGUACCGCAAAAAAAAAAAGAAAAAAAAAAAAAGGAAUUGGUUCUCUAUGAAAGCUGUGACUGAAUGUUUCAUUGCAUAAUAUGAGAAAUCUUUUGAAAUGCACUCUUCACUCAUAUUUCAUAAUUGCAUCAUUUUUUUUUUUUACUUUCCUAAUUUCUACUUUCAUCGUGCAUUUUUCCACACCACACCCUCACUUGAUUCUCUUUUCAGGACAUUUUUGGGAGAUAAAAACAUUGAAAAUUAAAAAAUAAAAUCAAACCCUUCUGUUUUGGCCUCUAAGUAAUAUGUUUCUCUCAGUGCAUCAGAAGUAUAAUGCUUAUUUUUUUCAUAACCUUUUUGGUGGAAAACUCUUCUGAUGCUUUAUUUUUUAGGUUGUUUCCUUUGGUAAAAAAGGAAAAAAUUUGAGGACAAGAACAAUUCAUUUUAUAGUUCUUCACUUUAGAGAUUCAACAAUGAGCUGGAUAUCAACUAAUUAAGUUAUUUAUUUCAAAUGAAAAAUUCUAACAAACACCAGAAAUGAACCUCUAUGGCAUUUAUAAAAUAUUCCUUUUCAUAACUUGCCCUUGAAAUAUCUUUUAAUUCCAGUUGACCUAUAUACAUCCACAUGUGAUAGUUCCAAGUGCUGUUUUUCAACUAUUUGGUUAAUUUUUCUUGAAAAACAUGAAUUUAAAGUCCUAUAUAUAAGAUAUAUUAAAUAUCUUUAAAUAGGAUACAAAGUUCAAAUUUUGAACUCCUGAAAUGCUGAAAUAGUUUAUAUUUUUUGUUUAGGAAGUGACUUUUCUCUCUCCUCUGACACUUAGACUAAUGACCUAGGUUCGAGUGCCCUAUCUUUUAUGAUUUGUGUAUAAAUUAUUCUCAAAUAACUUUGGUUAUAUUAGCUGUGAAAUGUAAUUCUAAUAUAAUUAAUAAUUGUUAAAUUCUUUAGUGUCUCAAAAAGUAUAUUUGUUAUUUCGUGGAUGGUAACUGAUCCAAUUAAUAAGGAAAAAGUCACUGACCUUUAAGAACAAAUAGACCAUUGAUCUAUUAACUGGAGUUUCAAAAACUUCAGAAAAAGCCCUUGAACAGCCUUUAAGUUAUAGGUGAGACUAGAUCUGUGAUUUAUAUCAGAUUUUCCAAUGUCUUCCUAAUUUUAAUAGUACAGGUAUAAUCUAAUAUUAUUUUGCCCUCAGAAAGAAGAUUCUUAAGUUUUUUAAUUUAUGUAGUGUUGCAAGAUGGCUUUCUUAACCCUUGCCUUGUAUGUCCAUCUCUCUUCAUUUUUAUAAACCUAUUUUAUUUUGUUUUAUUUUAUUUUGGUCAACUGGUUAGAAACACAGAAAUAUUUCUGGUAGUUGUUAAUUCUCCAGGGCUAAAGAAACAGGCUAUUUAUCCUCAUUUUUAUCUUUAGAAAAGAAAUUUUCCUCUACUUUGCAAAUGAUGCUUCAAUUAAGGACUUCAUUAAACGUAACUCAUAUAUUCUUCAUUCUUAUCGAAGCUUGCCAUUUUUGAAAAUGAAAGUAUCGGAUGAAAUAACAUAUGCUGAAGAUACUGCUAAUUCAAUUGCACUUCUGGGUGACUUAAUGAUAAUACCAAGUUCUGAAUUGAGGAUACAAAUUUGUAAGUGUAUUAUUGACUUUUAUCAUGCAGAACCACCAAAGAAGCAUAUUACAGGUUACCAGCAGGCUAGCUCAUCAUAUAAGAUUAAAAUGGCUGAAGUUGGAGGAUUGGCAAAAACAAUGGUCCAGUCAUUGGUGUUGCUUGAAAAUCAACUUGUUGAGAAACUUUGGGUACUUAAAACUCUACAACAUCUCUCAGCUUCUGAAGCGAAUUGUACUUUAAUGGUGAAAGCACAAGCAGCCAGUGGAAUCUGUGCUCACCUCAAUGACCCAGAUCCCUCUGGACAGCUUCUAUUUCGUUCAUCCGAAAUACUUUGGAACUUAUUGGAAAAAUCUUCAAAAGAAGAAAUCAUACAACAGCUUAGUAACUUGGAAUGUUUGCUGGCUUUGAAGAAAGUAUUUAAAAAUCUGUUUACAAGAGGUCUUAGUCAUUAUGAUCGUCAGCUUAGAAAUGACAUAUUAGUGAUCACAACAAUUAUAUCUCGAAAUCCUGGAGCACCAAUGACUGAGUGCGGCUUUACCAGGGAUUUGAUAUUAUUUGCAACCUUUAAUGAAGUUAAAAGCCAAAAUCCUUUGGUAAAAGGUCUUAAGUUUUCUAAUUCCUAUGAAGAUUUUGAGUUGAAGAAAUUGCUAUUCAAUAUAAUUGUGACCUUUUGUAAAGAUUUAUCUACUAUACAGCUAUUAAUUGAUGGCAAAGUUAUUUUGGCUUUGUUUACCUAUGUUAAAAAGCCUGAGAAACACAAAAUAGUUGAAUGGUCUGCAGCACAGUAUGAAGAAUUACAACUGCAUGCAAUUGCCACUUUGUCAUCAGUGGCUCCUUUUUUAAUAGACGAGUACAUGUUGUAUCAGGGAAACGCUCGCGUCCUUGCAUUUUUAGAAUGGUGUGACAGUGAAGAUUUCUUCUUUAGUCAUGGGAACAGUUUUCAUGGUACAGGUGGCCGUGGAAACAAGUUUGCCCAGAUGCGUUACAGUUUAAGACUCUUGAGAGCCAUGGUCCACCUUGAGCAUGAGACCAUAAACAAGGAUCUUUGUGAAAAGAGAGCAAUUCAGCAACUGAUAGGAAUCUUUAAAAAUACAAUAAGCAAGUAUAAUGAUAAGGAUGAGGCCAUUCUUUUGGAAAUUCAAUCUGAUAUUUUACUUAUUUUGUCUGGUCUUUGUGAACAUCAUAUUCCUAGGAAGGAAACUUUUGGAACUGAAGGAGUGGAUAUAAUUCUUCAUGUAAUGAAAACAGACCCCAAGAAGUUACAGAGUGGAUUAGGCUAUAAUGUACUUCUUUUUAGUACAUUGGACAGCAUUUGGUGCUGCAUUUUGGGAUGUUACCCCUCAGAGGAUUACUUUCUUGAAAAGGAAGGCAUUUUUCUCCUUUUGGAUUUAAUGGCAUUGAACCAAAAAAAAUUCUGUAAUCUGAUACUUGGAAUAAUGGUUGAAUUUUGUGAUAAUCCCAAAACUGGGGCUCAUGUCAAUGCUUGGCGAGGGAAGAAGGAUCAGACAGCUGCUAGUCUUUUAAUUAAAUUGUGGAGAAAGGAAGAAAAAGAACUAGGAGUAAAACGUGAUAAACAUGGGAAGAUCGUUGAUACAAAGAAACCUCUAUUUACUAGUUUUCAAGAAGAGCAAAAAAUCACACCACUGCCUGCUAACUGCCCAACCAUUGCAGUUAUGGAUGUUGCUGAGAAUAUCAGAGCAAAAAUUUAUGCUGUGUUGGGCAAACUAGAUUUUGAAAAUUUACCUGGCUUAUCUGCUGAAGAUUUUGUUACCCUCUGUAUCAUACAUAGAUACCUUGAUUUUAAAAUUGGAGAAAUAUGGAAUGAAAUAUAUGAAGAAAUAAAAUUAGAAAAGUUAAGACCAGUCACUACAGACAAAAAAAUUUUGGAAUCUAUUAUAACAGCAUCAGAAAAUAUUGGAAAGAUGACUGCUUCUCUGCAAAGCGAGAUGAUUGAAAGCCAAGCACGCCAAGAUGUGCAAAACGAACAAAAAGUAUAUACAAAAGUACAAGCCACACACAAGCAAAGAGAAUUGGCUAAUAAAUCAUGGGAAAAUUUCUUGGCUAGAACAUCAAAUGUUAAAACUUUAAAGAAAGCAAAAAGACUUCAAGAGAACGGUAUACAGUCCUCUAGAUACAGUGAGCGUCCACCAAAUGCAAUAUUUCACCGGACAGAUAUUAAAGGCCUUAACACAACAAUUAGAAAAAUUCUCAGUGAUAUGAUUCAGCAAGUUCUCAGGUCUCCUGUCUCCCUAUCCAAGACUCCUACCACAAUACAUUUCAACCAAGAGGAUCAAAAUGCAGCCCUUUCUACAGGAGGAUGUGCAGGAGGAUAUGUUAUGUGCACUUUUGUUGCCAACCAACACCACAGCUGCAGAACUAUUCAAGUCUUUGAAUGAUUACAUAUCAGGAAAACUGAAUUGGUCAUUUUGUGUUUGUAUAUGCAUGGACGGAGCGGCUGCCAUGACUGGACGGUUUUCUGGUUUCACUACUUGGGUCAAAGAAGUUGCUUCUGAACGUGAGUCUAUGCACUGUGUCAUCCAUAGAGAAAUGCUGGCUAGCCAAAAAAUGUCACCUGAACUUAAAAUGUUUUGCAGGAUGUUAUUAAAA